This is a messenger RNA of Mercurialis annua (annual mercury), 885 nucleotides long. RefSeq lists its product as uncharacterized. The transcript is spliced from 3 exons. NCBI's taxonomy places the organism in Eukaryota, Viridiplantae, Streptophyta, Magnoliopsida, Malpighiales, Euphorbiaceae. Gene Ontology annotation, cellular component: mitochondrion. The coding region runs from base 181 to 735 and encodes 184 amino acids. The record is from RefSeq and is a predicted model, not a curated record.
CUUUUCACUAUAACAUACGAUGGUUACUGUGAAAGCCCAAGCCCACUACAAAAUGGCAAAAGGGAGAGAAAAAUUACUGUACUGACCUUGAAAUAUUUGGAAGAUGAUGGAUAUCUAUGUUCAAGUGUUUGGAGCAGAAAGAGAAAAGGAGUUGAGGAUUGGGUAAAAUAUAAUAUAAGAAUGGCAACCCCUCUGCAACUCUCUCCUCCUGCCUUCCUCAUUAAUAACACAAAUUUCAAUAGAUUUUCCACUUUUACUAUUCAAUCUACCAAAUCCAGCUCUAGAAACCCCACCUUCAACCCCAUCAGAGCUACUAAGGACAAAACCUCAUCAUCUGCAGAUGAAGUUACCAAUAAAUAUGGUCUCGAAGCUGGUCUUUGGAAGAUAUUCAGCUCAACAGAGGAAGACGGCGAGACAAAGAAAUCAAAGGGAGAGCAAGCCAAAGAGCUGCUGGCUAAAUAUGGAGGGGCAUACCUCGCCACAUCCAUUACUUUAUCAUUAAUCUCUUUCUCUCUCUGUUAUGCACUUGUUACUGCUGGAGUCGAUGUCCAAGCCUUGCUGCUCAAGGUGGGAAUUUCAACGGAUGCUACUGGGGAGAAACUUGGCACCUUUGCUCUCGCCUAUGCCGCACAUAAGGCUGCAUCUCCAAUUAGGUUUCCUCCUACUGUUGCUCUUACUCCUAUUGUUGCCGGUUGGAUCGGAAAGAAAGUUGAUCAAGACAAACAAGCUCCCUGACUUCGAAUCACAUUUACAUCUAUGUACAAUAUUUGUUAAGAUACCAGGAAAUCGUUUUUUAUUUUUUCGACAAAAAGAAAGCAAUUCUGUAGAAGAAUAAGUUAAACUUUUGUUCCUCUAUUUAAAUUAGACUCUACUAUUUGCUAUCUC